Molecule: messenger RNA, 1668 nt
Organism: Lentinula edodes (shiitake mushroom)
Lineage: Eukaryota; Fungi; Basidiomycota; Agaricomycetes; Agaricales; Omphalotaceae
Product: Nsp1-like C-terminal region-domain-containing protein
Exons: 10
Coding region: 1-1668 (555 amino acids)
Biological process (GO): RNA export from nucleus; protein import into nucleus
Cellular component (GO): nuclear pore; nuclear pore central transport channel
Molecular function (GO): phospholipid binding; structural constituent of nuclear pore
Source: RefSeq, a predicted model, not a curated record
AUGAGUUUUUUCGCAAAUAACACAGGAAAUUCAGGUCAAACUGGGGCUGGAGCAGCGGGUGGUAAUAUAUUCGGUGGUGGCGGUAACGCGAAUGCAGGAGGAUCUACUGGCACGCCGAGUAUCUUUGGGAAUACUGCCAACAAACCGGCAGGAUCCAUCUUUGGUGGCGGGAACUCUACGUUAAAUACAGGAACAGGAAGCGGGACGAAUCUUUUUGGAGGUGGAGGUGGAGGUGGAGGUGGAAGUGGAACAUCGACUUCUACACCUUCUUUGUUCGGAGGAGGCCCAAAUACCAAUAACAAUACCAAUACAGCCAAUAAUGCAUCCGCUGCAAACCCAACACCUGCCCUUUUUGGAGGAAGCCCGUUUUCAUUACCAAAACCAACCGAACAAGCUAAUGCGCCAAAACCUGCUACAUCUAGUUUCUUCAGCAACCCAACACCGAAUCCCGGCUCAUCAGCACCUACUCUGAACACUGGACUUUUCGGCUCAACAGCCCCCAAGCCAGGCGAAAAUAAUGCUUCAUCAACGUCAGCGGCAUCUGCACCUGGUACCGGAGGUACUGGCUUACUUGGUGGAGGAUUUUUCAAUAAGCCUGCCACUCCCGCGACAAAUACACAGGCUGCUGCUACUCCGUCAACAUCGACAUCCCCUUUCUCUCUUGGCGGAAAUGCUGCUGGAUCUGGAACUAUCCCUACGGCUCCAUCAACCCCAGCUUUGGGUGCAGGUCUUUUCGGCACCAAACCCGCUGAAAAUGCGGGAGACAAGGGCAAAGCUCCCGCUGUGCCUACAGGAAACCUUUUUGGUGCCCCAAAACCCGAAGAGAAGAAGGAUGGAGGCGCUGCCGGUACAACACCAUCAGGGGGCCUGAGUUUUGGUGUAUCAAAACCAGCAGCAGGUGGUCUAUCAGGCAUCUCCACUUCGACCACUUCGACCGCACCCCCUGUCGCCGUACAGCCACCGUCUAUGCUACGAGGCAAAACCAUUGAAGAGAUUGUCAAUAAAUGGUCUAACGAGCUGGAGACCCAUGUCAAGGAAUUCAACAAAUUCGCUGCAGAGGUGUCGGUUUGGGAUAGGGCACUUAUCGAGAAUUCAAAUAGUCUGGCAACACUCUACAGUCAUGUUCUAGCCGCAGAACGUGAACAGAACGAAGUCGACCAAUCUCUUGAUCAUAUCGAACAGCAGCAGAAGGAUUUAGCUGCUACACUUGAUGCAUACGAGAAGGUCACUGAAGAAAUAUUUGGUGGCCAAGGGGGGAGUUUACGUGCGUUAGACACUGGUCCUGCGGAUACUGAGAGGGAUAAAAACUACAUGCUUGCGGCAGAUUUACAAACGCACCUUGACGAUCUGUCCGGUUCCCUCACACAAAUGAUUGAAGCUGUCAAUGGCUUGUCCAUAUCAUCAGGACAAUCUAGCUCCGGUGAUCCAAGUGCAAACGGGAACGAUAGAUCACAGGAAGAUCCUAUGGCUCAGAUCUCUCAGAUAUUGAGCAGCCAUUUGGAUAGCUUGCAGUGGAUUGAUGGAGCGGUGAGAGAGAUUGAAGGUAAAGUCACAGAGGUAGAGAGAAGGGUUGGCGAGUCGGGACACGGAUCGAGCUAUGGCGGCGGAAAUUCGAGUGGAAGCGGGAUCGGUGGAGUGGGCGUGAGAUCAAGAAGUUUUCGUGCAUGA